UAUGAAAUUCGAAAGCAGUGGGAAGUGAUGUUGGACCUAUCACAGCAUUGCUAACAGACAGCCUAUUACAGUAUUUAAUAAAAACAGAAACAGCAUGCCUAUCAUAGGCUAAUAAAUCCUACCUCCUGCACGCUUUAAAAACAGUAUGAAGCAGCUUUAACGGAGCUUCUGAUAACUAAUUUCAAGCAUGGCUGUCUAGCGUGCCUGUCACUAUUGUCCUCCCAAACUCUUUCAGACAUUUUGAGCAGAGAGUAUUAAAGCUAUGAGUUAGCAAGGGUUGUGACAUUAAUGGUCCAGAAAAGCUUUAGGCACGAGAGGCAAUGAUGAUUACCCGUGGCUAUUUGGAGGACUGCACUGGAUCGCUGUCAUUAAAAAUUAAGCGUGGCUUUUGAGGAAGAUGUGACAACUACCGGAGGUCUUUUCGCCAUUCCUCCAGGACUUCCACUGUAAGGAAAACAGCCCCUGGACCAACAUCCUCUAAGAUGUUUAUAUGGACCAGUGGCCGGACCUCUUCAUCUUAUAGACACGAUGAGAAAAGAAAUAUUUACCAAAAAAUCAGGGACCACGACCUCCUGGACAAAAGGAAAACUGUCACAGCACUGAAAGCAGGAGAGGACCGGGCCAUUCUCCUGGGACUGGCCAUGAUGGUCUGCUCCAUCAUGAUGUACUUUCUGCUGGGAAUCACACUCCUGCGCUCAUACAUGCAGAGCGUGUGGACUGAGGAGUCUCAAUGCACCUUGGUGAAUGCAUCCAUCACAGAAACAUUUAACUGCUCCUUCAGCUGUGGUCCAGACUGCUGGAAACUCUCUCAGUACCCCUGCCUCCAGGUGUACGUUAACCUGACUUCUUCUGGUGAAAAGCUCCUUCUCUACCACACCGAAGAGACCAUGAAAAUCAAUCAGAAGUGCUCCUAUAUACCUAAGUGUGGAAAAAAUUUUGAAGAAUCCAUGUCCCUGGUGAAUGUUGUCAUGGAAAACUUCAGGAAGUAUCAACACUUCUCCUGCUAUUCCGACCCAGAAGGAAACCAGAAGAGCGUCAUCCUCACCAAACUCUACAGUUCCAACGUGCUGUUCCAUUCACUGUUCUGGCCAACAUGUAUGAUGGCUGGGGGCGUGGUGAUUGUAGCCAUGGUGAAACUCACACAGUACCUCUCCCUGCUCUGUGAGAGGAUCCAACGGAUCAAUAGAUAAAAGCAAAAGGGAUGAGAUCAUUUUCUUUAAAGCUCAAAUACUGUUUUCUUUCAUUCUUCACCAAAGAACCUUAAGUUUGUAAUGUGCAGUCUGUUAUGAGUUCCUUAAUAUAUUCUUAUAUGUAGAGCAAUAAUGCAAAAGCUGUUCUAUAUGCAAACAUGAUGUCUUUAUUAUUCAGGAGAAGAAAUAACUGUUUUGUGUUGGUUGGUUGUUUUCAUUAUCUUGUUUUGAUGCUGGAACUAGUACUUCCUUCUCUCGUUCCGCCAAAACAGGGCUCAGUUAUUCAUUUGCCAAGCUUUGUGGAGGAAUGUAGACAAUAUCAACGCGAUAAGGUCUGUGUUCUCAAUUGUCAGAUCUCUUGAAGACAUUUCUGCAAUAUUUUUCAUCAUUCAUUGUUUACUAAAGCUGCAGCCAAAAAUGUUCUUUCUUUUCUUACUCAAAACUGAGCCCUGUAGCAAGUGAAGGGACCACAUUUCCUAACUAAAGGAUGUUAAGCAUUUUCCUUAUAUUUCUACCAUAUCACUGUAAAGAAGGGAGAAAACCCAGACAGUUAUUUCUCUUUUAUUAUUUUCUAUUCAUAACUUCAGAUUUUUUAACUGAUUUCCAAAAAUAAGCUGUUUUCAUCAACUGAUUCUAUAAUCUCUUCCUGUGAUUUAAAUAGAAAAUGAACAGAGCCCUUUUCCAUUUAAGACCCUGCUACUGUGUGAGGAGAUAACACUUACAAAGAGUUUCAUUACCUGUGAAUUGACUGAAUGUUGAGUAGGUGCACCACUGCAAUCCAGGAAAGUCUAUGUCACUAAGAUAUUUAUGUGAAAAUCUUUAUUCUAUUUCAAGUCAACUGUUAGAUGGUAAAAUUAAGAUCCUACUUGCUGGCCAAGACUGGUAGACUGAUUUCAGUGGGUAAAUCUACUGUGGCAAAUUAACAUAUUGCAAUGUUACUCUUUGGGAAUUUAUGUUUAACUUAACGAGUAUGUAGUCUCUCUUUCUGACAAGUGUUCCCCAUAGGGAUUUUAAAACUAUGUACACAGAAUAUUUGUCUCCUCUACAUGUUUUAUUUUUCUAUUUACAAUUCUAUUAUUUUUUUGCUAGAUUUUAUACACAGAGUAGACUUUUUUCCUAACACACACUUUAAAUGAAUAACAGCUCUAAAGGAAGACUUUGUUCACAAUGCCAUUUACUUAUUGUGUUGAGGGGGGCGGGGUGGAAUGAGGGAUUGAUUUUAAACAAAAACAUUCCAUCUUUUAUUUAACAUCAAUAUCAAAAGGGAAAGACACACAUCUAUCUUUCUCAUCUAUAUUUAAGUACCCUUUUGUAAUGUGGUAUCAAAGUUUUCUACAAAUUGGAAAAUUUUACAAAACAUAUUUGUGGAAUGAAUAGUGAAACUAAUCUGAUGAAGUGGAAAAUAUCCUGUAAUACUGUAAUUCAUAGUUUGACUUUCCAUAAGCACAUAAAUCCUUAGGGUAUAAUCAGGACUUCAAAUGUGUAAUUAAAAUUUAAACAAAAAUCCAUGACAUCAGCAAGAUUUGAAUACCUCUUGCGUUCUGUUCUAAGCUGACAAGCCCAUGGCAGUCCAAAAACCUAUGAUUCACUACAUUUACAGCAUUUAAAGAGAUUAUAAAGUCCCUUUGACAUCCAAACACAUACAACUUUCAAGCAAUAUUAUGAAUAUUUGGAAAAUAUGAUGGAAAAUUCGACUCUUACUCUAAAAACAUAAUUCUGAAGAUGAUAGAAAAAUCGUGGAGCUGAAAAUUUAUAAUCUUCAAUAUUUCUUGAGCUUCCCUUCAAGUAAUCCAAAGAUGACUUUUAUUUUUUUUUUUUUAGGACUUGUAAUUAAAAAUUCCCAACUAAUGUUUCAGAGAAGAAUGAAGAAAUCUCAAAAUAAAGACACCAAAAAGAAGUUAACUAGUGCCCUCUAAGUUCCAGUAAAACAACGGCCCCUUCAAGUAAUUUAAAUGUAUCCACAAUUAAAUGCUCAUUAUUAAAGGAGAAUGAACUGGGAAUAAUAAUAAUGUCUUAAAUGCUUUGCAUAGGUUAGCUAAUUUAAUCUUUAUUACAAUCCUAUUGGAGGGAUCAUUAUUAUUUUCCCAUUCUAUAGAAGAGAAUGUUGAGGCUUAGAGAUGUUAAGUAACUUCCCGAAGGUUACACAGAUACUCAAAUGGCAGAGAGCUGAGAAAAUACCCAGCCUGUACCUUCUCCCCCAUUUCCAUGGCUUUGGAGUAUUGUUGAUAACACUGAGGAAUGCUAAAGUUGGGAAAGGAUUAUAGGGGUAAAAGGUAAAGAAGAUCACUGAGCUGGAAGGCAAAGAUAUCUUUCAAGACAUGGUGACUAGAUGACUUCAGGCUUCUCAAUUAGUCUCUUGACUUCUUUAAUUAUAAGAUUAGAAUGUGUGACCAGCUGAUCACUGAGUCCCCUUUUAACAUUAACAUUUCAUCCUAGGUGUAUGGAAGGAAGGAUGAAUACCAUUCUCCAACCUUCAUAGCACAGAACUGAUCCUCAAAUAGAACCUACACAUAUUUGUCCAUGGAUUAAAAACGGCCUCCCUGCUAAUAUUCCCUAUAAGCCACAUGUCCCUUCUUUAGGGCCCAAAACUUUAUUUACACCUCCCAGAAGCAGAGCUCUGAGUCUCCACAUUAUUCAACAAAGAUGAUAUCCCUUACAGAAUACCUAUGCUUCCAAAUCACUUUCAUUAGCCAAUUGGCAUAUCCCAUCUAAAACUUUAUUGAUUUCAAAUUCCCUGAGUUGUAAUUAUAUUAAAACCCAGAAAAUGGUAAAUAUACCAAUGAUUGCAUGCAAAUAGCCAUAAUAAAAAAUAUGGCUUUCUACAGAAAGCCACUGAUGAAGUGCUGACUGAUCAUAAUGAUGGUGUAGGCAAUCAUAAAAUACCUCUUAUAUAGGCCACGUGACAUUUAGGGUUCCAGCACAUUACUCUUUUCUCAUUGCUGUAAAUAACCAAAAAAAGUAAUUAUGCGUGGCAUUUAUAUAACAAAUAUUAUUUUCAGUAUGUCAAGCCAUAAACAUCACAUUUCAGUGGAUAAAACAUCUUGACACUGUAAUCAUUCCAUUGACAUUAACAGAGAGAUCUGUUAAGACAGCAAAAUAAUAUAGGCAGUUGAUGCAAGUGAGUUAAAACAAUAAUUUUAAAGCGAUGAUUUGUCAUUCACAAGCACAAUUAAAUUUCCUCCCCCCCCCCCGCGCCAAAAUACCGAAGCAAACAAUGCUCCAGCAAGCAAGGGAAUUUUUGUCCUGAUGAGGAAAAGGAGGUGAUUAAAGGUUGGACAUUGUUCCUCUUCUUCCCAACUUCUACUUUUUUCCCUUUCUCUAUGUAAAACAUUCAGUAAGAACAACCUCACAGUUCUGCGGUAACCACGCCAAUGUAUGUACCAUGUGAGAAGUUUGACUCAAGGAACAAAGUUUCAGGACUCUCCUGAAGAACCUGUCAGGGUGAUGUGCACAACAGAACUAAGCAGACAACUUUUUAGGUGAAUCUGUUCCACCUUUCCAUAAUGGCAGCAACUGUAAGGAAUAAUACAAGUAUACAACACUGCCUUCUCUCCUAAGAAUGAGUUUGUGAUUAACCAGAAGGGGUCAAGACAACGUAUAUGAAAAAGUAGAGAGAGAGAGAGAACAGUUAGGUCUCUAAUCCACAUCUGUGAGCAUAGUAUCUACAGAGGGUUCAUAUGAGGUUGACCUGGGGUAUAUAUGUAAAAUGCCUAGCACUGUAUAUAGCAUAUAAUAGAUGCUUACCAAGUGGCAAUUAUUACUAUUAAUAGCAAAAUGUAGAAGUAGUAUUAAUAGUAUUAAUCAUAUAACCACUAGUAGUACAUAGUCUCUUAGAGCUAGAAUAGCUCAAAAAUGUCGUUUUGCCCAGAACUCACAGCAAUGCCUAAAUCCCUUCUACAACAUCCUUAGCAGGGAUCAUCUAGUGAUAGGGAUAGUUACUACUUGAAUCCUGCCAGCAGUGGGAUAGCUUACCAAUUAAUAAGACAAUGCUGGAAAGUUUUCCUGAUACCAGUUUGAAAUCUGCCUCCCUAUAAUAUCUACCCACUAAAUUCACACAAAAUCAGAUCAGUACUCCUGUGUCACUAACUUACCCUAUUAGUGCGAUUUUAUUAAAAAAUGGAGGAGGGAUUGGGGAAAGAGCAAUUUUCAUUUGUUUAGAAUACAAAACCAUGGAAAAUCACACAUUCAGCCAGGAUUAUGACAUAAAUGAAAAUUUAUAAAUGACAUCAACUUUCAAAGGUUAAUAAUAUACCUAUUAGAACCUACACAUUCAUAAAUGAAUUGAUGAGCUAGCUUAACCCUCAGAUGCCCAUGUGAAUUUUAAUCCUGCACCAUCUCUCAAGUAAUUUCACUGUCUGAAAUUCUACAUUGUGUUCUUAUUCAACUCUGACACCAGACUAAGUUAUCUAAGUAACCAGAUUACUUAGGAGCAUAGAUAUGUUCCUAACAAGACACUACUAUAAUUAUGCCAUGGAUUCGCCUUGGCUAAAGUACCAUUCUCCAGUGCAAGGCCAAGGAACUGGAAGGAAAUGUCAAUCUGUGAACUCCAGCAGUGACUUUAUGAAUUAACUGCUUCAUUUAGGUAGGAAGAAAAGUUGUUCUCUCAAUAUAAUCACCUAAUUAGGGCUUCCAGAACUGUUCUUUAGCCAGCUUCUUCCAAAACAAAUGUAAUCCCCAAGCCCUUGCAAGUUGUAAUGUGACUUGUUACCAACAUAGUGUGAUAUCAGGACAUGGAGAAGGCUCAAGGUCGUCUACACAAUUUCAUCCCCUAUUAGCACUGUUAGCAGUACCAGAAAUUGCUUUGGGUAGAAAUCACAACUUCCCUUCAUAAAAAUAUCUCUGUCUCUCCAUCUCCCUCUCUCUCUCUCUCUCUCUCCCUCCCUCCCUCCCUCUCCCUGUAUCUCUCUGUUUCUCUCUCUCUCUCUCUCUUUCUCCUAGCUCUUUUUUUUUCCAUUGGUUGUGUUCUUAAUCUUCAUACACCAGCAAAGAUGGCCCCAUGGUGACAAAAUUCCUCAUGUCUAAAACUGCAGGAGGAGACUAAGCCAGAACUCCGCUCAGUCCUCCAAACUGCCAGCUCUCUCUGUAUCACUUGGCCACUACUGACCCACCCCAGUCACUACGGAGCAGCCCACUGGGUGGGGUCAAGUAACUCCCGAAGGAAAAUGGACAUGUGGAAAGAAGAGAAGAAGGGGUGCCAGGCAAGCAAAAACAACAGAUAUCCACUACCGGCAACCUGGACCAAGUGCUUCUACCAACAGAGAUUUUGGGUGAAGGAGAAAGAGCACUGCAGACAUGAGAAAAACUCAUGGGACUGAAAGAGUAAAAAAGAACUAGUACUCAGAAUUUACUUUGCAAUUUUUCUAUCACUCCCCCAGUUAUUAAUAAAAUUUAAAAGAAAAAGAAAUUUCUGAUUUUCAUUCAAUGAGAGA
Lynx canadensis (Canada lynx) is the source of this 6619-nucleotide messenger RNA. It is a transcript of the gene KCNMB2, whose product is annotated as potassium calcium-activated channel subfamily M regulatory beta subunit 2. Gene Ontology annotation, molecular function: potassium channel regulator activity; calcium-activated potassium channel activity. The transcript has 5 exons. Bases 483 to 1190 code for a protein of 235 amino acids. The record is from RefSeq and is a predicted model, not a curated record. Gene Ontology annotation, cellular component: voltage-gated potassium channel complex; membrane. Gene Ontology annotation, biological process: potassium ion transport; detection of calcium ion. Lineage: Eukaryota; Metazoa; Chordata; Mammalia; Carnivora; Felidae.